ACAGGGAGCACAACGCAGCUGCCAGCGAGCCCAGGAUAGCAUCCUGCAUCUCUGCAGAGCCUUUUGCUUAGGAACAUCGAGGAAACAGAAACCAAACAAAUUAUGUUCUUCAGAUUGUGGUGGCUUUUGUGGAUACUUGAACACCAUGAGGUUUUAUCAGAAAAUCUCAGGGAAGAAGAAAAAUACAGAUUGAGAAGACCAAAACCUAAACAGAUUCUGUCAAAUAUUGUAGAAAAAUAUCCCAGCCCAAGUGAUCAAGAUGAAGACUGCAUUCUGGAAAUUGCUUUUUUACUGGACAGCUCUGAAAGUGCUAAGGACUAUAAUCACGAACAGCAGAAAAAAUUUGUACUGGAACUUGUAGACAGAACAAAAAGUCUGCAGCUUAGUUCUGGACGUACCCUUAGCUGGAGGAUGGCCUUACUUCAGUACAGCAGCACUGUUUUCAUAGAGCAGAAUUUCCAUGAUUGGAAAGGUCCUGAAGCAUUCAAAUCCCACAUUGCUCCCAUCACCUACAUAGGUCAUGGCACCUAUACAACUUAUGCUAUAACUAACCUCACACAACUCUAUAUGACUGAAGGGACACCAGGUAGUGUGAAAGUAGCUAUGCUCUUCACCGAUGGAGUAGAUCAUCCAAGAAACCCAGAUAUUUUUGCAGCUACAGCUGAUGCUAAACACCAUGGAAUUGUAUUUUUCACAAUGGGAAUGACCAGAGUGGCUGAGGAGGUUAGCAAUGCUGCCAAGCUGCGGCUCCUGGCCAGCGUCCCAGCAUCCAGGUUUGUUUUCAACCUCCAGGAGAAAGAAACUGUGGAGAAGGUUCUCAAAGAAAUGAAAGAUCUGUCUGAGGAAGAGUGUCCCCAAGCUGCCACAUGUAACUGUGAGAAGGGGGAAAGAGGACUUCCUGGCCCUGCUGGUAAAAAGGGCCGCACUGGGGAUGAUGGAGCUCCAGGCCUGAAAGGAGCAAAGGGGGAGCCAGGUCUUAAUGGAAUCCCAGGACGAGAUGGAAUAGAGGGUGAAAGAGGUGAAUGUGGAAUCCCAGGGACAAAAGGAGACAGAGGUCCUGAAGGUCCAGUAGGCCCCAGAGGAACAAGAGGGCUACAGGGUCCACAAGGACAAACUGGAGAUCAAGGGCCUGAAGGCCUGCAAGGAUCAAAGGGUGAAAGAGGUCUCCCUGGGCCACCUGGCUUGCCUGGAGAGACUGGAAUAGGACUGCCAGGCCCAAAGGGUGACACUGGUUUGACAGGAAGACCAGGCCCUGUUGGCCCACCUGGAGUUGGUGAGCCAGGACUUACGGGGCCUCAAGGACCACAAGGUGUUCAAGGAGAAAGAGGUUCACCAGGAGAAGGGCUUCCAGGAGCAAAGGGAGACCGUGGUUUUGAUGGACCAAAGGGCCCUCGUGGACUUCCAGGCAUCAGCAUAAAAGGUGAAAAGGGUGAAUUCGGUCCUCCUGGUUUACCUGGGCCAAUUGGAUUACCUGGAAUUGGAAUCCAAGGAGAGAAGGGAGUGGAGGGCCCAAAAGGACCACCUGGCUCUAGAGGGCUACCAGGACAGGGACUACCUGGACAAAAGGGUGAACAAGGCUUGCCAGGAGAGACUGGAGUGCCAGGAGAAAGAGGUAUUGGAGAACCUGGCUCUAAGGGUGAGCCAGGCCCUUCAGGACUGGCAGGUCUGCCUGGUCUUCCAGGAGAAGAUGGAGCCCCUGGACAAAAGGGUGAACCAGGGUUACCUGGUCUUAGAGGUCCUGAAGGUACUCCAGGGAUCGGAAUCCAGGGGGAAAAGGGAGAUCAAGGUCAGAGAGGUAUACGUGGAUUAACAGGACCAACAGGAGUACCUGGACCUGCUGGAGAUAAAGGGGAGCCUGGUGCACCAGGACGUCCUGGAAUGCCAGGCCCUCCUGGAAGAGCUGUGCCUGGACCAAAG
Molecule: messenger RNA, 1917 nt
Organism: Pterocles gutturalis (yellow-throated sandgrouse)
Lineage: Eukaryota; Metazoa; Chordata; Aves; Pterocliformes; Pteroclidae
Product: collagen alpha-1(XXVIII) chain-like
Exons: 21
Cellular component (GO): basement membrane
Source: RefSeq, a predicted model, not a curated record